AAUUAUAAAAUAUUUAUGGUUAGAUAUAUAUAUUAAGGACCGUUUGACUGAGUUUAUAAGUUCGGUUUCCAAAUUUAUAAAUCCGGAAAAUUUCAUCCGUACCAUUUUUUAUUCAAUAAACAUUUUUGAAAUUACCCAAAACUGAGCCUUAGAUAUGAUUAUUUUGGGAAAAAAAUGACAGCAGCAAGUAAAAAUCUGGUAAAGUAACAUAGAGCAGCGAGCACAGAGACCCCGUGAUUUACCUGCUCUCAAGUCCAGGCUGUAACAGAAUUUCAGUUUUUUGAUAUCUGAUUUCUGCGCAUUGAAUUUGUAGCCAUGUCUGCCAUUUUGUUCAAGAAAGGAGCUCAAACACUAACUCCAUUUCAUGCUCUCACUUCAUUCACGCUAAUGCCUCAAAGUGUAAGCCCUUGUUCUCUUUUACUCCAUUCUCAUUUUCUUCUUUUCUCUACGAAGCCUAACCCUAAUUCACAACCCAAAGCCCCCUUUAUUCCUUCUCCAUCUACCACUCAUCCCGAACUUAAACAAUUGCUCUAUCAUAAAUCUAAGCUUGGUUUCGAUAAACUGGACGAUGCGCUCCUCGUGUUCGACAAAAUGAUCCUUCUGAAAUCUAGGCUUUCUGUUGUGGAUUUCAACCAACUCUUAACUGCCAUUGUUCGAAUGAAAGACUACUCUGUUGCCAUUUCCAUGUUUAGAGAAAUGCGUAUGUUAAGCAUUCCUGUUGAUAUUGUUACCUUUAAUACUGCCAUUCAUUCCACUUGUCACUUGAGUACUCUUGAUUAUGCCUUUUCCUUGCUUGCUGGAAUCAUCAAGAGUGGUCAUGUCCCUAGUGUUGUUACCUACAACACUCUCAUCAAGGGCCUUCUGUCUCAAGACAGGCCUUUAGAGGCUGAGCAUCUGUUUAGGAAGCUUAUCAGAUUUCGAGAAAUUCAGCCCGAUGUAGUUAUGUAUAGCACCAUCAUUGAUGGUCUCUGCAAAACUUCAAAUACCUCCAUGGCUCUCAAGUUGUUAAGAAAGAUGGAGAAGUUAGGUUGUAAACCCAAUGCGAUAACUUAUACCUCGAUUAUUGAUUCUCUGUGCAAAGAAAGACGAGUUGAUCAUGCAUUGGAUCUUGUGUCUGUAAUGAGCGUUAAAGGCAUUCCACCAAAUGUUAUAACCUAUAACACAUUACUUCAAGGUCUUUGCAGCUCCAGCCGAUGGGAGGACGUUGAGCCUUUGUUAAGUGAGAUGGGUGCUCAGAAGAUCCCUCCUGAUUUGCAUACCUAUAAUAUAUUGGUCGAUGCACACUGCAAAGAAGGGAGGACAAUAGAUGCUCAAGAUGUUAUUGAAAUUAUGAUCAAGAAAAGUGUACCUCCUGAUGUAAUCACCUACAACACACUAAUGGAUGGGUUUUGUUUAACAGGCAAAAUGGACAGGGCAUUAGAGGUUCUGAAUACCAUGAGGAGUGAUGGUAUAGCUCCAAAUUGUAGGAGCUAUACCAUUCUGAUAAAUGGUUAUUGUAAGAGGCAGGAACUAGACAAAGCCAUCAAUCUCCUCAGACAAAUGCCUGUUGAAGGUAUAAAAGCCGAUGUUCAAACCUACAGCACCAUCGUACAUGGUCUCUUUCAGAUGGGUAGACAUAAUGAUGUGCACAACCUUCUCCAUGAAAUGCUAAAAAAAGGUAAUAAACCAGAUAUCGUAACAUGUCGAAUUCUGUUGGAUGGCCUUUGCAAGAACCGAUACAUGGAUGAAGCAAUUUCCUUCUUUCGAAUGAUGGAAUGUAAAGGUAUAGCUCAUGAUAUUCAAAUACAUACUAUCCUCAUCGAUGGUCUCUGCAAGAACAGAAAACUUGAUGAGGCCAGAAAUAUUUUUGAUAAGCUUGCUUCAAGAGGCUUGCAACCCAAUGUGAAGACAUACACUACAAUGAUUCAAGGAUUUUGUCAAGAAGGGUUGUUUGAGGAAGCAAAGAUAUUACUUUCUGAAAUGGAAACUAGCGGUUGUUUGCCUAAUGAUGUGACUUACAACACGAUCAUCCGUGGAAGCCUUUUGAAUAAAAGAUAUGAAGAAGCAGUUGUGCUGAUUGAGAACAUGCGAGCUCACAAUUACGAAGCGGAUGCAUCUACCACAUCCAUGGUAGUAGAGCUAUUUCCUAAAGAACAGGAAGAACAGGACCCCGCCGUUCUUGCUUUCUGCAAAUGGUUUUUGCAACAGAAAAAUGAUCACGUUGACAGCUCGAGCACAUUCUGGAUUUGAGAAGAUCAGUCAAAUAGAUCUGAAGGUCUCUACAUCAGAUGCUGGGUGUGGAGCACAGGGCAACAGUGAACUCGGAAAAGGAAAUAUUUUGUAUCCCAUAUUUCUUACAUUCUACUCAACCAUGGUAGAGCCUGUCGAAGAACUAACAGAUGAUGAAAACCCUGCCAAGUGUACAAGGCAUGCAACGAGGGUAAGUUCUUAACAUCGCAAACAUUUAGUAAUUUCAAAAACUAGAUGUCGAGAACGUCCAGAUCCAUCAUUUUAAGGCAUUGACAUGGUAAUGGUUGCUACCUAGUGUCUCGAUCUUAUAUGCUUUUGCUCUGAAGUCCUCUGGCAAAAUUGUGUAAACACAGAGUAUAGCCACAAUAAAACUAAUGAAUUACAUUACAGAUAAAAGAUUAUAAUGUAUAAUUUAUAUUCAAGCUUUGGAAAUUACUA
Messenger RNA from Daucus carota subsp. sativus, 2667 nucleotides. Its product is annotated as pentatricopeptide repeat-containing protein At1g63330-like. The transcript is spliced from 3 exons. Gene Ontology annotation, molecular function: protein binding; mRNA binding. The record is from RefSeq and is a predicted model, not a curated record. Lineage: Eukaryota; Viridiplantae; Streptophyta; Magnoliopsida; Apiales; Apiaceae. The coding region runs from base 316 to 2229 and encodes 637 amino acids.